Toxorhynchites rutilus septentrionalis is the source of this 731-nucleotide messenger RNA. RefSeq lists its product as uncharacterized. The coding region runs from base 332 to 652 and encodes 106 amino acids. Lineage: Eukaryota; Metazoa; Arthropoda; Insecta; Diptera; Culicidae. The transcript is spliced from 2 exons. The record is from RefSeq and is a predicted model, not a curated record.
GAGUUGUCUCAAAAAACCUCUCGGAGAUCCGUGCUGCAUGCUGCGCAGAAUUCGUGAAGCUCAUUCCCGCUCCCAGGAUCUGAACAAUUACCAACAGUCACUAAUCUGUCAUUGUCGACCCAAACUUUGCCCGAUAUGCAACCCAACAGUGUGCCAAUGUUGUCGUCACUGCGAAUCCCAGAUUGAACAGGUGAAACGUCACGUCAAUGUGUGCGGCGGCUCGCGACGAAACUCAAGCAGGCUACGCUUCGAUACGCGAGGUAGCAACGAUCGAAACGUUUCGUAGGAAGGUGAAAAUUUUUCAGAUCAUUCAAAUCAACGGGCAGCCGAAAUGUACACUAAAAAAAUAAACGAAAGGAACGAUCUUUGUAAUUCGACCUACAUGAAGUCGUACAACAUUCCGAAACCUUGUUGUAAGUGCAUCGUGAGGGUAACGAAACCGAUCACUCCGCUGCAUCGGCGUCGCUACCAGCAGCAGAUGGAGACCACCUUUUCGACUGUGCACAUGGUAUUUGUGAACAGGACCUGUCCCAAACCUCAGUUGGAAUGUCCGCCCACGGAAUAUGGAGAAGGUGUUUGCACGGCCGGUGGAGCUAUCAUCGACAACUGCCAGGUACCCUGCUGCACUCCUUGGUGCACAUAUUGCUGUUGAUCGUUUGCCGAAGGUGGAAAAUUUGACGUAACGAAUUGGAAGCAUGAUGUGAAUAUAUAUAUUUUUCGUUUUACUUGGA